AUUACAUUUGGAUUGGAUUUAAACCUAAUAUUUGAGUAGAAAAUAGCAUUCAUUUGAUAGUCAUUGCUGAUAAUGAUAUGAAAAAAAACUAUACAAUUACACAAAAUAUUGUGGUAUUUAUAAUAAUGGGGUUAUCAUUGAGCAAUAGGUGUUGACAGUAACUGUUAUGUGAUGUCUGAUGUGAUGCCUGUAUUUGCAGUUAAGAUAUUUCUGGAGAAAGCGAAGGAGGACUUCGAGAAGAAGUGGAGCACUCCGUCGUCCAACACGGCAUCGCUGGACGACUUCGAGCGCAUCAAGACCUUGGGAACGGGAUCUUUCGGACGGGUAAUGCUUGUGCAGCGCAAACAGGGCCACAACGAGGCCGGCAAAUACUUCGCUAUGAAAAUACUAGACAAACAAAAAGUAGUGAAACUAAAACAAGUGGAACACACUUUAAAUGAGAAACGAAUUUUACAUGCGGUUGACUUCCCAUUCCUGGUUCACCUAGAUGCACACUUCAAGGAUAAUAGUAACCUAUAUAUGGUUAUGGAUUAUGUUCCGGGAGGAGAGUUGUUCUCCCAUUUAAGACGAAUAGGAAAGUUUAGGUACAGUUCCACCAAUUUUUCAUUUUAA
Molecule: messenger RNA, 612 nt
Organism: Oppiella nova
Lineage: Eukaryota; Metazoa; Arthropoda; Arachnida; Sarcoptiformes; Oppiidae
Source: the annotation of a GenBank genome assembly